UCCGUUUUCUGGGUGUGCGUGCGUACCUCAACCAGUAACCGGUGACAUUUUCGAAAUUUAAACUAUGAAGUUGUAAGUGGUAAAUACUUUCAGAUGGCAAUUUUAACACCUUUCUAGCGAAACCUGUUUCCCCCUGUGAUAAAUUCCUGGCGGAAGCCCUACAGUUUAGAAAUAACUAGAGAUAUUCCAUCCAUCAUCCACAGAAAGAAAAUUGAUUUUCUGAGUACAUCAUACUGUUUUCAACGAAUUCUCAACAUUUUCAGUCUCUCUGGAAGCUUUCUGUUAUAAGAAGAAAUUAUUUCUCUUUUAAUGGUGAAUGACAAGUGGAAUAAAACUACAAGAUGAAUAACUAGUCAAAUUUAUUUUCAUGUACCUAUUAAUGUGUAAUAAUGUCAAUGAUUUUUCUCCAGAUCAAGUUUGGGACAUUUAAUUAUUUAAUUCCUUUUAAAGAGAUUAUUGGUGCAAUUAAGAAAGGAGCAUGCAGAUGGGGAGGAGGAAGUUAAGAGAAAAGAUUUAAAAGAGGGUUCCCAGUGCCGAUUCCGACACUGCAAAGAGGCCCUUGGCAGUGACACUGUGUGCUCAUUAUGGAGAGAGAAAAAAUGUUUAGAUCUACAUUGCAAAUUUAGACACAUGGAAGUGCAGCAAAACUGCAGCAUUUCAUGCUUCUGGGAAACUCAACCUCUUGGUUGUGUGAAGAUCAAUUGUAUGUUUCAUCACAGCAAACCUCGAAAUAUUAAUGGACUAUUUUUGGCAUCAAGUAGCAAAAUCACACUACAGAAAGACAGUCAGGAAGGAACUCCAUCCCCAACUCAGAGUCAGCAGAGUUUGAAGCCUCAGGAGAAUAUAUUAGGACCCAUUCACCAUCCUUUAGUUUUGAAAAUUAACUUUGAGGAGGAAGAGGAAGAAGAAGAGGAGGAACAAAAUGAUUAUUUGGAUUGGGGACAAUUUAAUUUUAAAAAAAUAUGUCCUAUAGAUACUUCUGAUUUGUGGACAAAGACUCCUGAAGAGAUUGAAGAAGAAAGAAUAAUAAAGGAGAUGUGCUAUAAAUCUGGCGAAUACUAUAGAUUUCAUACUCCUGCAGAUAUCUCAUCAAAAAGCACAGCUCCUGCAGUGGAAAAAAAGCUAGGAAAGCCUGUGGAAAAUGACAGUGAAUUGCAAGAAGGGGAUGGACUUACAAUUGCAACAAAAGUUAGCCCAGCCGAAAGGCAAGGCAAAACAAAAAUAUCAUUGGAUAGGAAACCAACGACUGACACUGCUGCUUUUGAAAAUGGAAGAGGUGACUGUUCUGUUCCACAAAGGAUUGGAUUUCUUGGAGUAGAUGAAAGUGAAAGUUUAACUGAAGAGAAAGAGAUCAUCAUGUCAAAAUGUCCAAAUACCAAAGAUAACAAGGACAGUCCUCAUCCAAAGUGUUCCUUAACUACCCGACUAGUACCCACCAUGCAUGUAUUAAAUGCUACUGAGAAUAUCAAUAUGAAUUCCAGAGAGGAUACCUCUUCAAUGAAUGAUGUCCACCCUGUGAAGAAGCCUCAUUUUAAAGGUGAGAAAAAAAGAAAAUGCAUUUAUGAUGAGCCAAAGAACUUUCCUGGCUCUGGAAUGCCAAGAGCAGUACAAGACCCAAAUCCAAAAAAUAAAAUGAAUUACCAUUAUCAUAAUAAAAACAGGAAUGCUGAAAAUGCAUCCCACAUCCACUUUCGAAGAGACGCAGUCAGGACUGUCACGUUGAGUGACCCUCCCUGCAACAGGCCCACAAAUGGAUCCUACAAUAAAGCUGAUGUUAACAAGGAACCCAAAAUCAAUGUCUGUCCAGACAAAUACAUGUCAACAACAUCAUAUAAUGGUUCAGCCUGGAGAAAAAGAAUUCCUUUUUCCAAAACUUAUUCAAAAACUUAAAAGAUAUAUCCAGAGCCAAGAAGAAAUGGGAGCAAGUAAACUUGGAGGUUGAGAGAAGAGAAAAAUGAGAAGAGAGAAAAAUGCCAGCCAUCAUUUGAUUUACAAUCAAAAAUGAAAACUCAAAGAAUGAAAUAUUCAAGUACCCGAUAUGGUAGACUAGAUUCCAGAGAUGAUAAAAUGCAAAUUCUGAAAAUAAAAUGCAGGAGGUACACUGCGCUCUUUCAAAACUGAUAAAAAUGCAAAUUACAAACAGCUGCUUGUAUUUAUAUAGGUCUGGCAUUCAUUCGAUGCAUUACCACAAACAUUUAAUAAAAUUUA
Heterocephalus glaber (naked mole-rat) is the source of this 2208-nucleotide messenger RNA. The record is from RefSeq and is a predicted model, not a curated record. Lineage: Eukaryota; Metazoa; Chordata; Mammalia; Rodentia; Bathyergidae.